Messenger RNA from Phytophthora sojae, 1161 nucleotides. RefSeq lists its product as hypothetical. The transcript is spliced from 3 exons. Gene Ontology annotation, biological process: purine nucleobase metabolic process. Bases 1 to 1107 code for a protein of 368 amino acids. The record is from RefSeq and is a predicted model, not a curated record. Gene Ontology annotation, molecular function: S-adenosylmethionine-dependent methyltransferase activity; hydroxyisourate hydrolase activity. NCBI's taxonomy places the organism in Eukaryota, Oomycota, Peronosporomycetes, Peronosporales, Peronosporaceae.
AUGACGCUGCAGUGCGCCCAGCACCUGCACUCCUUCAUGCAGCUGGAUCGCGCCCAGAGCGUGCUUGAGAUCGCCGCCGGCGCUGGGUUGGGCUCGCUCGACGUUGCUCAGCACAUGCUUCGAGGGCCACCGAGCUCGUCCCAAGGAGUCAAGCGGACGUUCACGGUCACCGACCUGUCCCCCGUGAUGAUCCAAAUGGCCAAGGAGAACCUGCGUGCAAUCAACUCGGACAGUAUCAAGAUCAGCUGCAGGGAAGCCAACGGUCAAGACCUGGCCGACGUCCCCACGGGUUCAGUGGAUCGCUACAUCGCCAGUCUCUGCUUGCAACUGGCGCCCGACCCGGACGCGAUGCUCCGUGAGGCCAGCCGGGUGUUGACGCCCGACGGACUUGCGGGCUUCACCAUUUGGGGCUCGCCCGAGCGAAGUGGUAACUUCACUAUCAACGCUGCUGCCAACAAGGAGCUGGGGCUCGAGGAGAACACGGCGGAGCACUCCAACUUCGUCAUGGGGAGGGACCUACCCGCUCUACGCCGCCGACUCGCCGCGGCCGGGUUCAAACACGUGCAGAUCUGGCCCUUCCAGUGCGUCGUGGAGCUCUGGAGCGGCAAGGAGUUCGCCAAACUCCACCAAGAAAUGUUCCCGCUCGAGAGCGGCCAGGGGGAGCUCAGAGCUCGGCGGUUCGCUGUAGUGGAGCGAAUGGCCGACGGAUGGCUCGCCAAGGGAGAUCCCAUCGGACUGGAAACCUACAUCAUCAUCGCCUCUCCCGUGACGUCGCACAUCCUCGACACUUCGCUGGGGCGUCCUGCCGCCGACGUGCGCGUGGAGCUGCAGCGUCUGCAGUCGAGCGGCCAGUGGCUCCGCGUCAACGAAGGAAGAACCAACGCCGACGGGCGCGUCGCCUCCCACUUGGUGCCGGAAGCUGAGACCUUCGAAGCGGGUGCCUACCGGAUGGUGUUCUACACCCAAGAGUACUUUGAGCGCAACGGGGUCUCGGAGUUCUUCUACCCGGAGGUGACCAUCGCCUUCAUUGUGAAGGACCCCUCGCAGCACUACCACGUGCCGCUGCUCAUCAACCCCUUCGGGUACUCGACCUACCGCGGAAGCUGAACGCUGGUCAACAAGAGGAAAAUUUUAGUCGUAAAUUACGGCUUCAAACGAUUG